UUUCUAGCUCUUUCUCCUUCUCUUCCUUCAUGCUUUAUUAGAGUUGACAACAAACACUUUUUGUUACUUUCAACACUUGUUUUUCGCCAGUUUUCAUUUGCUCACAGCAAAAUGAACAAUGAUCUACACCAACAUCAUACUGUUCCAAACUUACCCGAUUCAGUCAAUUAGUCAAUCAACAUUCAAUUGCUCCGUGAAUAAUUUUGUUUGCUAACAAUCCCUACUUCAAACAAUCCCCAUCCAAUAUCUUUUCAAUCUUUUCGACUCCUUUUAAUCGAUAUCAGUAAACAUUGUAAAAUUUAGCAACAACUUCUAUUAUUUACCGAUAAUUGUCUUUGAUUACCUAUCUACCCAUUAUCCUCUGAUAUAUACCCUACCCUUACUAUAAAUUGUCAUGACACUGACAGUGGUGCAAGUAGCGAUGCUUAUUAAUUUGACAUUUUUCAAAAUGAUUUCCAAAGUGAUGUUGAACUUUGUCAUACUUUUCUUUUCCCCAGUUUUACCUAAACCUUUGCUUGAAAGUUUACCAACUUUACCUCCAACUUCACCGGUAACCUAUCUUUACUAUUCGUAUGAACCUGGACUCGCAACAUCAUGGAAAAGGAAACAGAUAACUUUCACAAGUAAUUUUAUGACUGAAAUGGCCCCCAACACUAAGAUUCGUCAGCAUGAGGAUCGUACUUUUUACGCAGAUCCUUUUGUCUCCCCUGAUAACCCAUUGAAAACUAUUGACAACCCAAUUACUAAGCCAUUGGAAACUCUGGUAUCGUUUGAAUCAAAUGGUGAAAUGUUACCAAGUUCACCGAUAAACAAUAAUGGUAUCGUAAUUAAUCAAUCAACUGUUUUCCUCGGUGGCUCUUGUAAUCCAACAACAUGGAGAAAAGAUAUUGCCAUACCUAUGUUAAAAGCUUUAAACAUAACUUACUACGAUCCGCAAAAAGACCAUUGGGAACCCGAAUUGAUUGAAUUAGAAGAUAAAGCUAAAAAGAAUGCUGAGGUUUUAUUCUUUGUUAUUGACAAUCAAACUCGAUCGAUUGCAUCCAUGAUUGAAGUUAGCUUCAUUGCUGCAACAACCAAGAAACUUGUCCUCGUCAUUGAUCUUUUCCCAAGUCUGGAACCAAUUAUUAAUGGAGAACCAAUCUCACAAUAUGAACAUGAUAUUCUCAAAGGUGGACGCAAACUGUUAAUGAGACUAGUUGAACGUAAAGGAAUGCCUGUUUUCAAUCAAAUACCUGCAGCUCUUAAUUAUAUUCCUAUUAUGAUUGCAAGGAACGCCAAAUCUCGAAAUGAAGCAAACCUUUCAUUUAAAGGUACUGAUGAUCGUCAACUAUCUGCAUUACAUAUGCUUACAUCAAUCCUCUCAUCGUAUGAAUUAAUCAAAAUUAAAGAAGUCUACGAUUCUUGUGCUGAUUAUUCUGGUAGCCUGUCUUUAUUGGACACUAAAUUAGCGUAUUUAAUGUUGACUGGAAAAGAAUUAGAUGAAACUUCUGUUCAAAAUCUAUUGGAAUUGGAAGCUUCUGAUAACAUUACCAAAGAAAACUACUUUUCUAACCAAUAUAACUUUAAUCAUCAUAAUGUUCACCAUAAUCAUCAACAAUCCAACCUGUUUACCUCUAGAUAUCUUCAUCCAAAUGUGAAUCGUUCUGUUGAUCAAAAUGUUCACCAAAAUCAGUACCACAUAAAUCACAAUCACCUCAAUCAUAGUCAUAAUAACCAUUAUCAUAGUAACUAUCAUCUCCAAACAAGCCAAAAACAUCUCAAUCAUCAUAACUCACAGCCUAAUGCUCAUCACCACAACAAUAUCUCCAAUGAAUCUAAUUUGUUAACAAUGGGCUCAUCAAUAACAGUCAACUUUAAACAGUUCUGUACCUUGAUAUUUGAUUAUCUACAAUCAACCAAAUUCACCAAAUCAACUUCUGAUGGAAGCACACCUUUCGUAAACAUUUCUUCCUCACACACACCACCAGCAUCGCCAUCCGUUAAUCUAUUGACUUCUCUAGUCAAUUUACCUCAAUUAGAUGGCUAUAAUCACAAUUAUAGCUCUAAACAAGAAGAUCUUAAUGGAAAUAAUUGCAAGGAUACAACCGAUUCUCAACGGACAACCAAAGCUAAAGAUAUUUACCUUGCUGGAUCUGACAAUCCAAAAGGCUGGAGGACCAGCAUUGCCAUUCCUAUGAUAGACCAAUCUAAUUUAACUUAUUCCAUGCCAAAUAUAAACUCAUCCACUGAUUGGAAUAUAACGGGAAAUGAUUUAUGCUCACUUGAAAGUUGCCGAGUUUUACUAUUCGUUAUUGGUGGCCAAAGACCUGAACUGGAAAACAUGAUCUUGGCUCCACAUUAUUUUGGUCAAAAAUUUAAAGUUGUCUUAUGUGUACAGCCAAUACCUACCGAGAGCAUUGCUCAAGAUAAUCAGAUUUCCAUCGCAGCGAUUGGCGAUUAUAAUCGGGGACGAGCGUAUUUAUCUGAAAUGGCUCGAAAGGAGAACAUUGAAGUGUUUGAAAAUUUAGAGGAAGCCGUCAAAUGUGCCAUUAAAGCCGCUAAAAGCUGCCUAAACUGAACAACCAACAUUCAUAGAGUUAUGAAGCAAUACAACUGUUUUCUGAAUUAUUUUGUUUUCAUGCUUCUGGUGGUUUGGAUACAGAUAUAAAAUAAUGUCCCCCUCAUGUUGAUUCAAUUGUAAUAUUUAAACCCUGUAACCAUAUCAUGAACAAAAAUAUCUAUUUAAUUAUGCUAUGUUAAUUUACUUGAUAUUGAAAUAUGCUGCUUAAAAUAAUGUAAUUAAGUUUCUACAUUUGAAAUAUACCUCACAUCAUUGUUUAAAA
Tetranychus urticae (two-spotted spider mite) is the source of this 2822-nucleotide messenger RNA. RefSeq names its product NDT-like domain-containing protein raw (gene raw). The record is from RefSeq and is a predicted model, not a curated record. NCBI's taxonomy places the organism in Eukaryota, Metazoa, Arthropoda, Arachnida, Trombidiformes, Tetranychidae. Gene Ontology annotation, cellular component: plasma membrane.